This is a messenger RNA of Ceratitis capitata (Mediterranean fruit fly), 2144 nucleotides long. RefSeq lists its product as hypothetical. The record is from RefSeq and is a predicted model, not a curated record. Lineage: Eukaryota; Metazoa; Arthropoda; Insecta; Diptera; Tephritidae. The transcript is spliced from 3 exons. Bases 184 to 1437 code for a protein of 417 amino acids.
CGUAAUUUAUAUUAUUGCAAGUUUCCUGAUAUCAAAACAAAAUUGUAAAAAUACUAUCAAACGAAACAAAACGAAGUUUAUUCGUAAAUUUUUGCACAAAGAAAGCUUGUGUAUCUUUUUUGUUGUGGAAAAAUGCGGAAAAAGUGAAAAUUGCGGCAUUAAAGUUACAGAGUAUUUACAUAUAUGGAUGAAUAUAAUUCUGCCCCGCCUAUCGCGGCAGCAAAUGGAGAUCCUGCUAUGCAAACAAGACAAGUAGUACUUCAAAAAUAUAUAAUUGCGUUACGACAUUUCCGCUGUAUAGCUGAAAAAUCAUUCCAUGUACGUCCACUUUAUUUUGACAACUACCUACUUUGGCAAUAUUUUCAACAACGCAGCACGAUUGAAGUAGAAAAUGAAUUGAACAUUAGGAAUUAUUCAACACCAUCAUCUUUAGCAUUUCUGAAACUUGAAGUGCUCAGUCAAAUCCUCGAUCGCCGUCGCCAAAUUCUUUAUUGGCUAUUUUACCUAAUUCUAGUUUCACUAUGUGUGUUUGCCUAUAAACACCGCUGUGACUCACUAUCAUCUGAUACAACAUCAUCAUCAUCUACAGGACAUGGUGUUCAUUCUUUUGUUUACCCAAGUAUGCGAAUUUGGCGUCGUAUUACACUGCCAUUGAUACAACGUUUUCCGCGACUUACCGAACUGUAUGAUGAGUCGUGCCUAAUGCAAAACCCAUUCUUCCAAGGGGUCGAUGCACUUAGCUGCGAUCCCUGUUCGAAUGUACAGAGUGUUCUUGAUUUGACUACACAGGAGGCAAGUCCAGCUGAAGGAUUUAAUAUUUCUCAACAGGAUAAGAGCAGUAAAACUAAUGAAAUGCCGAACGAGUUUGUGCCUUUUGUAUUUAAGAUAAAACAAAAUCCCAUUCAUUUGGAAGAUAUAUACGAUCUUUAUGCAAGCAAUCAUGAUAUUUUUAGGAGGGAUGCGUAUAGGGUACAGUCGACUGUUCGGGAUGUCACCAAUAUCGAGGAGCUUUUUAGUAAGUUCAGUUACUCACGACUCAAAGGAAAUACACCGCAUACAAUAGAGGCACAUAAUAUGUGGCGUUGCAAUCGUAUGUUACCCGCCCGUUUACUACGUAAACUUUUCGUUAGUCCGACAAUGCGUCUACCCCGCGCAAGUUUAGCGCUUGAACGAUACGUGGCCAUCGAUACAGCACAAGCACCUGCAUACACUUUGCCCGACACGCAAUGUGCAAAUGUAUUCGUACAACAAGCACUCGGGACAAGGUAUAUUUUUCUGCGUCCAACAAGCGAAUGUCGUCAUCGCUGCCGCACAUUAUCUUUACGUUUACCACAAUCUUUCGUGCUUAGCUACAAUUGGCUUUAUUGGAAACCAAUAUCUGCACCCGAUCCUAUUGCCGAUUCUUUUUCAAUUACACUAAUUGGAUCUUACUGUUAACAUCUGAAACUAUAUUCUAGUAAACAAUUAAAAUGGUGUGGUAAAAUCUCGCAUAGAAAUAUUAUUCCAUCGCAACGAACGUUAGUAGGAUAUUAUGAUUACACCAUUCAUUUUCAAUCUUUCAACUAAUCUAUAUUUACCAUAUAACACCAAUAAAUCUUCAUUAAACCAUAUAUUUUGAAAUAACUAGAAUAUAAUAACGGACUAUUAGUGAGCAAAAUUUUAAAUGUUCCCCUUGUAUAAUCCUGUUAGUACAAGUCAAUAGUAUUCUUGGUCGCAUGAAUGUGUUCAAUAAGAUUAGACAAUAUGCUCAAUUAAUCUUUAAAGAAUUCCAUUUAAUAUAUGUGUGCCAAAAUUUUCCGAUUAUUCUCGCCAAAUAUUGAUACGUAUAAGACCCAAUUAUUUAUAUAUUGAAUAAAUAUGUGUAUGAAUACAUGGCUGCUCGUUUCGUAUUGGAAUAAUGUCUACGAUAUUAAAAGAAAAUGCUAGUCAUAUAUUACUUGCAUUUAAUUAAAGAAAUCGAUUAUUUUUUCUUACAUUUAGGUAUUUUAUUUUUAAUUUUUUAUUUCCAUUACCGAUAACUUUGUACUGCAUUUAUACGUGUUAAUAUUAUUUUAAAAGUUUAUAUACUCUUAGAUAUGACAUGACAAGUUUUGUAAUGAAAAACAGUUUUAUUUUACAAUUAAACAUUUAAAAUACUCGGAGAA